AUGGCAGAUGGCGAAUUGACAGGCCCAAUCCCAGAACCUCUAGGAAGAUUAAGAUUCUUAGAGGUAUCACAUCUGUCGAGUAACAAUGGAUUGAUAGGUCCAAUCCCUGACUCUAUUGGAAGAUUAAGAUUCUUAGAGGUAUUAGAUAUAUCUUAUAACGAGUUAACCGGUCCCAUUCCAACAUUCAUUGGGCAGAAACUUUCCAAACUUGACCUUUCUUUCAACCAAUUGAAUGGUUUGAUCCCACAAUCCUUUGGAAAAUUAGCAUCUUUAACAUAUUUGGACUUACAAUCCAAUCGAUUAACAGUUUCCAUUCCACUGCUGAUUGGGAAACUUUACAAACUUGACCUUUCUGUUAAUCGAUUGAAUAGCUCAAUUCCAGAAUCUCUAGGAAGACUUGUUUCAUUACAAGAAAUUUCUUUGAACUCGAAUUUGUUGAGUGGACCUAUUCCGGUUUCACUUGGAAAACUAGACAGACUUCAAUAUUUAGACGUGUCUAACAAUUCUUUAGAAGGAGUAGUUUCUGAAGCCCAUUUUGCUAAGCUUUCGACGUUGAUGGGUUUGAUUACUUCUUUUAACACUAGGUUAACAUUCAACCUUUCACGUGAGUGGAUACCUCCUUUCCAAUUGGAGACUCUUGAUCUCCGUUCUUGCACUAUUGCAAAUGAAUUUCCAUAG
Lactuca sativa (garden lettuce) is the source of this 678-nucleotide messenger RNA. Lineage: Eukaryota; Viridiplantae; Streptophyta; Magnoliopsida; Asterales; Asteraceae. The record is from RefSeq and is a predicted model, not a curated record.